AAGCCAGGCCCUCAGCUCCAGCCCAUGGAUCUUCGAGUGGGCCAGAGGCCCCCGGUGGAGGCCACUCCAGAGCCCUCGCUGCUGGCCCUGCAGCACUCGCAGCGCCUGCACCAUCACCUUUUUCUACCAGGCCUUCAGCAGCAGCGCUCAGCAGAGCCCCUGAGGCUCCCAGUGGACACGCCGAUGCCCAAGCUGCAGAUGGGGCAGCAGGAGCAGGAACUGCGGCAGCUUCUCAACAAGGACAAGAGCAAGCAAAGUGCUGUAGCCAGCAGUGUGGUUAAACAGAAGCUGGCAGAGGUGAUUCUGAAGAAACAGCAGGCAGCCCUGGAGAGAAUAGGACAUCCAAGCAGCCCCAGCAUUCCCUACGGACCUCUGGAGCCCUUGGAGACAGAAGGAGCUACACGCACCAUGCCCAGCAGUUUUCUGCCCCCAGUUCUCAGCCUGCCCAGUGACCCCCCAGAGCACUUCCCCCUGCGUAAGACAGUCUCUGAGCCCAACCUGAAGCUGCGCUACAAACAUAAGAAGUCCGUAGACCGGAGGAAGAAUCCACUGCUGCGCAAGGAGAGUGAACCACCUAGUCUGCGCAGGAGGCCGGCAGAGACCCUUGGGGACUCGUCCCCCAGUAGCAGCAGUACGCCUGCAUCAGGGUGCAGCUCCCCCAAUGACAGUGAGCACGGCCCCAACCCCAUCCUGGGCUCAGAGGCGCUCUUGGGCCAGCGGCUGUGGCUGCAGGAGACCACUCUGGCUCCAUUCGCCUGGCCUGCAGUGUCCUUGCUGCCCACAAUCACACUGGGGCUGCCCGCCCCUGCCCGGGCUGAUGGGGACCGCAGGAUGCCUCGGGUCCUGGGGAGCGCCCAUGCUCCCUUUUUCCUGCCCCCUGGCCUGGAGACCGAGGCUGGGGGUGCCUUGCCGUCUCGCCCGCAGCACAUUCUCUUCCUGGACCCCUCAGUCUCUCAUGCUCCACUGCUGACUGUGCCUGAGCUUGUGCCCUUCCACUUGGGCCAGUCCUUAUUGACCACCGAGCGGCUGUCCAGGUCAGGUCUCCACUGGCCACUGAGCCGGACCCGCUCAGAGCCUGUGCCCCCCAGCACCACCACCCCCUUACUGCUGGGCCCCCUACAGCCCCGCCUGGAGCGGCUCAAACCUCACCCCCAGCUGAUCAAGAGACCAGCCAAGCCGAGUGAGAAGCCCCGACUGCGGCAAAUACCCUCAUCUGAGGACCUUGAGACAGAUGGCAGGGCUGUGGGGCCAGUGGGGGACAACAGCCUGGACCACAGGGAAUCAAGCCAAGGGCAGCCAGAGGCUAGAGGCCCAUUUCCUGCACAGCAGCACCAGCAGAUGUUCCUUUGGGAGCAGCAGCAACAGCGAAUAGCAGGGCGCCUCCCCCGAGGUGGCCCUGGGGACCCCGUGCUGCUUCUCCUGGCCCAGGGUGGACACCGGCUCCUGUCGAGGACUCAGUCUUCCCCAGCUGCACCAGCCUCAGAGCCAACUAGCCAAGCCCUUGACCUUCCCAGCUCUGAGACCCCCACCAGUACCCUGCGUUUCACCACAGGGCUGGUCUAUGACUCGGUAAUGCUGAAGCACCAGUGCUCCUGUGGAGGAGACAACAGCCGGCACCCAGAACACGCUGGCCGCAUCCAGAGCAUCUGGUCCCGGCUGCAGGAGCGGGGCCUCAGGAGCCAGUGUGAGUAUCUCCGUGGCCGGAGGGCCUCCGUGGAGGAGCUGCAGUCAGUCCACUCGGAGAGUCACGUGCUCCUUUAUGGCACCAGCCGCCUCAAGCUGGACAACGGGAAGCUGGCAGGGCUCCUGGCACAGCGGAUGUUUGUGAGGCUGCCCUGUGGUGGUGUUGGGGUGGACACUGACACUAUCUGGAAUGAACUGCACUCCUCUAAUGCAGCCCGCUGGGCCGCAGGCAGCGUCACGGACCUCGCCUUCAAAGUGGCUUCUAAAGAACUAAAGAAUGGUUUUGCUGUGGUACGGCCACCAGGACACCAUGCAGACCAUUCCACAGCCAUGGGCUUCUGCUUCUUCAACUCAGUGGCCAUAGCCUGCCGGCAGCUGCAACAACAAGGCAAGGCCAGCAAGAUCCUCAUUGUGGACUGGGAUGUUCACCAUGGCAACGGCACCCAGCAGACCUUCUAUGAGGACCCCAGUGUGCUCUACAUCUCUCUGCAUCGCCAUGACAACGGCAACUUCUUCCCAGGCAGUGGGGCUGUGGAUGAGGUGGGAACUGGCAACGGUGAGGGCUUCAAUGUGAAUGUGGCCUGGGCUGGAGGGCUGGACCCCCCUAUGGGGGACCCUGAAUACCUGGCUGCCUUCAGGAUGGUCGUGAUGCCCAUCGCCCAAGAGUACUCUCCAGACCUGGUCCUGGUGUCCGCCGGGUUUGAUGCUGCUGAAGGUCACCUGCCUCCACUGGGUGGCUACCACGUGUCUGCCAAAUGUUUUGGGUUCAUGACACAGCAGCUAAUGAGCUUGGCAGGAGGCGCAGUGGUGCUGGCCUUGGAGGGUGGCCAUGACCUCACCGCCAUCUGUGAUGCCUCCGAGGCCUGUGUGGCUGCUCUUCUGGGCAACAAGGUGGAUCCCCACUCUGAAGAAGGUUGGAAACAGAAACCUAACAUCAAUGCCAUCCGCUCCCUGGAAGCUGUGAUCAGGGUGCACAGUAAAUACUGGGGUUGCAUGCAGCGGCUGGCCUCCUGUCCAGACGCCUGGGUGCCCAGAGCGCCAGGGACUGAUCCAGAAGAAGUGGAGGCGGUGACGGCAUUGGCUUCACUCUCUGUGGGCAUCCUGGCCGAAGAAAGGCCCUCAGAGCAGCUGGUGGAGGAAGAAGAACCUAUGAAUCUCUGA
Molecule: messenger RNA, 2844 nt
Organism: Elephantulus edwardii (Cape elephant shrew)
Lineage: Eukaryota; Metazoa; Chordata; Mammalia; Macroscelidea; Macroscelididae
Gene: HDAC7
Product: histone deacetylase 7
Exons: 24
Coding region: 25-2844 (939 amino acids)
Biological process (GO): negative regulation of transcription by RNA polymerase II; chromatin organization
Cellular component (GO): histone deacetylase complex
Molecular function (GO): histone deacetylase activity
Source: RefSeq, a predicted model, not a curated record